Molecule: messenger RNA, 1504 nt
Organism: Lecanosticta acicola
Lineage: Eukaryota; Fungi; Ascomycota; Dothideomycetes; Mycosphaerellales; Mycosphaerellaceae
Source: the annotation of a GenBank genome assembly
AUGAAGUUGUCACAGGUAUUGCCAUUGGCCGCUCUUGGCUCGGCCUUCGUGCUGCCCCCCGAAGAGGUCCUCAGCGAUCUCGCCAUCGAAGACCACCAUGGACACGGCUCAGUGGACAGUUGGAUUGAGGAGGCGGUAGCUACCAAGGAUCACGUCCUCUCCAGCUUCAGAGAGCAGUUCGAAGAGGUGGUCGAUACAUCGAAGCACACCUGGAAGAAGGUAGGUCACAAAUGCGUUGAUGCUCUCGAGCUUGCAACCCUGGCGAACAUAGUCUGACACCUAGUAUCAGGUUUCCAAGUCCGCGAAGAGCACUCUGGACGAGGCAUUUGAUGCCGCCGGCGAUGCAGCGAACUCUUUCGGAGACAAAUUCCAGGAGGCUACCCAGGGACUGCAAUCUUGGGUCGACGAUCUUGACAUUUUCGAGUCGGAUGACGGUCACCACAGGCCACCACAUCACAAGAAGCCACACCACAAGCCCAAUCAGACUAUCUACCAGUUGAUCGCCAGCAGCGAGUACACCACCACGCUCGCGAAGCUCAUUUCCGAGUACGACGACUUGGUCGAGGCUCUGAACAGCACGUCCGCCAACUACACCGUGUUUGCUCCAUCCAACAAGGCGUUUGACAAGAUUCCGGACAAGGCUCCGAAGCCAAGCAAGGAAUUCUUGAAGAAAGUCUUGUCGUACCACGUCGUACCUGGCUUCUACCCGGCUGGUCGUGUCUUGCAGACCCAUACUGUGCCAACACUACUGAUAGGCGAGCACUUGAGCUCCCAACCGGAGCCGCAACGCCUGACCUUCAAGCUCAAUCUUCGAGGCCUCACUGUCAACUUCUACUCGAGGAUCUUCCCCAUCAAUAUUUUUGCCACGAACGGCGUCAUUCACGGCGUUGACAGCAUUCUCCUGCCCCCUCCCAAGGCCAUCGACAUCGUCGACCUCUUCCCCGGAGAGUUCAGCACACUCGAGCUCGGUCUUUCCAAGACUGGUCUUUUGGAGAAGCUGAACACCACUGACCACGCGGGAGGCACCAUCUUCGCACCAAGCAACUUCGCCUUCCAGAAGCUCGGCCCCAGGAUCAACGCCUUCCUCUUUUCUCAACACGGCCUGAAGUACCUGAAGGCUCUCCUUGAGUACCACGUCGUCCCCGGCGUCACCCUGUACUCUGACGCCAUCUACAAGGCCAAAGAAUCCGACGUGGAGUUGAAGGAAGACCUGCCCGGAAAAGGGCUGUUCCACAUCGACCUACCGACCUUGUUGGAGGACAAGUCACUCUCCGUUGACAUCGCUCGCUAUGGUGGCUUCAUCAGCAUCAAGAUCAAUGCGUUCGCAACUGUAGGAAUUCAAGACGGACUUGCCGAGGAUGGCGUCAUCCAAGUUGUUCGAGAUGUGAUCAUUCCACCGAAGAAGAUUGGUGGCGGCGAGGUUGAGCAAUGGGAUGGCACUGAGUUGAGCGUUGAGGAUUUGAAGGAGCGUCUUGAGCCUGUCGUGGCGAAGCAAGACUUGUGA